UGACUUUCUUGUUCUAGGCAAAUGGUUGACUAAAAAUGAGAUCUUUUCUUGUAUAAAAUGUGACCAGAUCUCAAGAAAAACAAAUCUCACAAAUAUUUUUAUUUUUUAUCUUCUUAAAAAAUUCAUUUCAGAAUGGUUUCAUCAGAAACUAAACCUAAUAGUUCAGCAAAGAUCAAAUUAAUUGAUGGAAGAAACUUGGCUUAUAAAGAAAGAGGUGUUCCUAAAGACAAAUCAAAUUACAGAAUUAUUAUGGUUCAUGGCUUUGACAGCUCCAAAGAAAGAGAUUUUCUUGCACCUAAGGAACUUAUGAACAAAAUGGGAAUAUAUAUAGUUCAAUUUGAUAGAGCUGGAUAUGGAGAAAGUGAUCCAAAUCCUAAAAGAUCACUAAGGAGUGAAGCAUCUGAUAUUGAGGAAUUAGCUGAUCACUUGGAAUUAGGAUCCAAAUUCUACAUAAUUGGUUUUUCAAUGGGAUCUUACCCAACCUGGAGUUGCAUCAAACACAUUUCACAUAGGUUAGCAGGGGUGGCAUUUGUGGUUCCCAUUGUGAAUUACCAAUGGCCAUCUCUCCCGGAUUCUCUAACAAAGGACGAUGAACGGAAGAGGUGGUACAAAAGGAUGACGUUGGUUGCAAGAUUUGCUCCUCGAUUAUUGCAUUGGUGGUUGAUUCGAAAAUCAUCGCUAUCUUCCUCUGCUGAUAACUCAAAACCUACAUACUUCACCGCCAAGGACUUAGAGCUAUUGAAGAACGCACCUGGAUUUCAAUUUCUUACCUCGGAAAAGCUAAAGAGCAAAAGUGUUUUCAACAACCUUUGUAGCGACUUCCUCGUGGCUUUUAGUAAAUGGGAUUUUGAUCCUUUGACGCUUAGCAAUCCUUUUCCUGAAAAUGAUCAAAAUUUUGUUCAUAUCUGGCAUGGCUGUGAAGACAGAUUUAUUAAUUUGAAACUACAAAGACAUGUCUCGGAAAGGUUACCUUGGAUACAAUAUCAUGAAGUUCCUGAUGGCGGACAUUUGUUGAUUUAUGAUACUAUAGUCUGUGAAGCCAUCUUAAAGUCUCUUUUGCUAGGAGAGGACACACCACUCUAUACACCUAAUUUUACUUAGCGAGCGUCACACCCCUUUUUCACCAAGCUAUUCUGAUUUCUGGUCUUUGAAAAAUGGGAAACGGAAAGAGCUUCGUUUGGUGAAAAAGGGGUGUGACACUGAGACAUUAAGUUCUAGUUCUAAAUGACUUUCUGUUGUGUCAAGUUCUUCUCACCCCAAAAAUCUUUGAUCCCCUCAGCCUUAAGAGGUCGCAGCUGGAAAUUUUCUCUAGAAUUUGCAGCUGUAAUACAUAACUUUCUAUAUAUAGCCUUGUGGCUAGCAAUUCAUUUGUGAUCUGUAGAAUAUCUGCAGACAUCAUCCAUUCAAAGUACUCAAGCUUUAACAAGAAUUUGUUUAUUUUGUUGCGUA
Messenger RNA from Nicotiana attenuata, 1449 nucleotides. RefSeq lists its product as uncharacterized. The transcript is spliced from 4 exons. Bases 133 to 1101 code for a protein of 322 amino acids. The record is from RefSeq and is a predicted model, not a curated record. Lineage: Eukaryota; Viridiplantae; Streptophyta; Magnoliopsida; Solanales; Solanaceae.